UGUUGUCCUUGCUACCAUGUAAAUUUUAAUGCGCUUGUUGUAAUGAACAGUUGUAAUUGCGGACUGCAUCCGGAUCCUUUUGUUGUGUUAUUCAACUAUGCCACGCAAGGCAUUAUGGGGAGUCAAUAACAAACAAUCUUUAAUGGCAACAUGGCGGUCUCGUGACUCUUUGGGCGUGCACGGUUGGCUGUCCGGAACAUCCGGAACAAUUGGAACUGCAACCGAGUAAGACAGAACAGGAUCGGAACACUGUUCUGGACAUGUGCAGCCUGUCCCGCCAGAAGAGGUGGUGUGAGUGGAACAAUGACGUAAGCAAGAUGGCGACAGCAUGGUGAGUGAACUACGAUCGUCGAUGUAAAAAACGCCGUAAUGGUGCAGGUUAACGUCUGAUAAGUGUUCUUGGAGUAUUAUUAUUUUUGUGUGCGUACAGUCGAUCACUUGUGCAAAUUUGCGUCAAACGAUAUCAUUUUAAAACCCGUGCCAACUGCCAAACCCUGUGAUCAUGUGCUUCUCAAAAGCAUUUGCAUUAGGCCUAGCUAGGCUAUAAAUUUUGCAAUAAUAUUCCUGUCUAAUCUAAUGUUUGUUUGUCAUUUUGUAGAGUUCAACUCAAGAUUCCCUUAUAGCCAAGUGGACUCGCUUUAUGUGUAAACAACACCCGACAAUCUACUCCUUAGAAGCAUUUGAGGAACAGGAAGAAAGUAAAAAAUAUAUUCCGUUGUUUGUUGACGGAAAUUAUAGGAUAUUCCUUCGGUGCACCCUAUGUAAUAAAACAUUCCAUGCACACUGUGCCAUCUACGACACACUAGAAUUGCUGCAGAGAGAAACAGCUGAUUUAGAAAUUUUAUGCAAUCCCUGUGCAAAUGGAUAUGGCCAGCAAUAAAAGACAGUGAAGCCCUUGGAUCCCUUGUUAAGGAGCUUCUUCAGAUGUCUACUACAUUUGAUGGUGCAGCCAAUUCUAUCUCAAGCCCUUCAUCAAGGUCAACCAAUGUCAUCAGCCCAAGCUCAUCUUCUGUCAUCAGACCAAGCCCAAGCUCAUCUUCUGUCAUCAGACCAAGCCAAAGCUCAUCUUCUGCUGUCAGACCAAGCCCAAGCUCAUCUUCUGCCGGCAGAGCAAGCCCAAGUCCAAGCCCAUCUUCUGUCAUCAGACCAAGCCAAAGCUCAUAUUCUGCUGUCAGACCAAGCCCAAGCUCAUCUUCUGCCGACAGAGCAAGCUCAAGCCCAUCUUCUGUCGUCAGACCAAGCCCAAGCCCAUCUACUAGCACCUCUUCAACAGAUACAGAGGGUUCGGGAUGCGGUGCAUGGAACAGAAGUGCAACAUUACUUCUCCUAGAAGAUUAUAGGAUAAUCUCGAAGAAAGUUGAAGCUGGUCAAAAAACAAAGAAAUCCAUGUGGAAUGAAAUCUCAGCAAAUCUUAAGAAAAGGGGUUACAGCUAUACACCAGACCAAGUUAGUGGAAGAUUUAAGACUUUGGUAAGGGGUUAUAAAAACUUCAAAGAUCAUCAGAAGAAAAGUGGGAAUGGAACAAAAGCUUUUGAAUAUAAAGAAGAAAUGGAAGAAUUAUUGGGGCAAGAUCCUGCAGUUGUACCAGUAAUAACACUGUCCAGCACAGCACAGAAUGCUACAGAUAUUGAUGAUAGUCUAGACUCCAGUAGAGACGGAGAUGAAACUGAAGAUACCACUAGUGCAGCAAGUAAUGCAACAGUCUCUGAAUCUUCCAAGAGAAAGAAGCCAAAUACAAAUGAUCCUGUCGAUGCAAACAAGAAAAGAAGAUGUUCCUCGAGAGCUGAUGUUAUCCAGUCUUUAAAUGAUUUGAUGAAAAAUCAAGAGUCAGAAAAUGAAAAGAAAGAAGCUCGACAUAGAGAAAAACUUGAUGUCUUGAAAGAGUUGGUGGGAGCUUUAAGCAAGAAAUGAUUUAUGUUUUUUACUUUAAUACCGUUAUUGGGGAAAAUGGACAGACAUCAAGUUUAAGGAGAGAUCUGGUAUCUUUUUUGUUGUUGUUGUUUAUAUUUGAUUUUUUAUUGGCCUCUAAAAGGUUGUAGAGAUUGAGAUUUGAUUGAAUCGUUAGUUUACAUGUUUUUAGUUCACCUGGUCCCUUGAGCAAAGUGAUCUUUUCUUGUGGUGCAUCAUCUGCCUGUCAUCAAUAUUUAUCUUUAAAAAGACAUUUUGGACAACAAAGUUUGCAAACAGAUGGCCUUGACCUAUAUUACAGGUCAUGUGAAAGGGAGGAGGGUGGCAAUUUUUAAUUUGUGAAAGCUGCUUGCUAUUGUAGGCAUGGUAACAUAAUCUGAAUGGUCCAUAAAUUGUAUUAUAUAAUAGUAAUAAGUUCAAUUUCUUGACAUUUUCCCUUGUACCGGUAUAAUGUUUUUCACCUUGUAACCAUACAGUGCAUUUUCGAAGAACAAUGUUAUAUACCUCAACCUCAAAUUCACUUUGUUAUCAGAGAGUGAAUGUUUGAUUGCAAGUUUAACCAUGACCAUUUGUUUUAUGCUAAUUUUUUUCAACUGCAUUUGGAUAUGUGUUGAUGUUGAUAUUGUAAAGGUUUUAAAGAAAAUAUGUAUUCUAUUGGCACCCAUCUAUAUUGAAUAUAGAAAAGCUGUUAAUAUAUCUAAUCUUGUAUAUGUUCAUAUGCAUAUCAAAAUCAGUGGCUUUCAUCUAAAAGCUACUUAAAAUGUAUUAGGGGGAAAAUGGAGCAAGAAGGCACUUUUUGUCAUCCCCAUCAUUUAUGAGUGUGAUUAUUUGGUCAGUUGCUCGCUGAAAGUAUUUGUGAUAUUUGUUGUAAUUAUGCCAAUGAACAAAUAGUUUACCUUAUGAC
Molecule: messenger RNA, 2812 nt
Organism: Pecten maximus
Lineage: Eukaryota; Metazoa; Mollusca; Bivalvia; Pectinida; Pectinidae
Exons: 4
Coding region: 844-1911 (355 amino acids)
Source: RefSeq, a predicted model, not a curated record